AAAUGUAAUGUCAAAAGAACUUGUCGAAGUUUUGUUGUCAUUUCAUUAUCGGUUUUCGAUCGAAAGAUGAUUUUCUUGAAUUUAUAAUUUUCCAAAACAACAAAGCAUAUUUCAGUGCUAUGAAUAUCACACUGACCAGCCUUGAAGCUUUGAUCCUAAAAGCGACGAAUGAAUCGCUGCCAUGUCCCGACCCGGCGGCUCUGGAGGCGUUCUGCGCCAUCAUGAAGGACUCGGCGGAGGGCCCGCAGCUCGGCGCGCAGGCGCUGGCGGCGCGGAUCCACUCGCCGAGCGCCAAGGAGGCGAUGCUCGCGCUGACCAUGCUGGACCGCUGCAUGAGGCGCGGCGACACCAACUUCCAGGCUGAAGUGGGGAAGUUCCGCUUCCUGAACGAAAUGAUCAAGCUGGUGUCACCCAAGUACUUCGCCGAUCGCACUGCGCCCGAUGUUAAGACCAGGGUGCUACAACUCUUCCAUGCUUGGGCUAUAGAAUACCCAAAGGAGAGCAAGUUCAAAGUGGCAUACGAGAUGCUGAAGAACCAGGGAGUGAUCAAGGAGACCCCGGCCCCCCUGCCCUCGGAGGAAGCCCCUGUGAAGCCUCGAGUCAAACACGCCAUCUUUGAGGACGAGGAGAAGUCCAAGCUACUGAAGACACUGCUGCAGAGCAAGAAGCCGGAGGAUGUGCAGCACGCUAACAGACUCAUCAAGACUAUGGUUCGCGAGGAGGAGCGUCGCUCGGAGGCGUCGUGCCGGCGCGCGCACGACGUGGCGGCGGCGGGCGACGCGGCCGGGCUGCUGCUGUCCAUGCUGGCCUCCGCCGCCGACGCCUCCGCCGACGAGGAGCAGCUCAUCCACGAGCUGUUCACCAGCUGCAUGCGCCAGCGGACCGUGCUGCAGCGCCUCGCGUCCGACCAUGUGGGGGAGGCUGAUGAACUGGACGACAUCCUUCACGUGAGCGACAUGAUGGACGAGUGCGCCUACAAGUACCAGGCGUUCGUGAUGAUGCGCAAGCGACAAGCCGCCAAGAAGGACGCGGGGAAGGCUGAAGACACCCUGCUAGAGCUAUCAACCGGGCCGGGCGCCGCGCCGCAAGGGGAUGGGAAGAGCACCAUGGAUGAACUGGGAGAUAUAUUCUCGAGUGAACCUGCUGCGACGCCGAUAGUGGAGCCGCUGAAACCUGUUAGCUUAAUGCCACAAGAUGAUAUAGACUUAUUAGGAGAGAGUAAAGAUAAAGCGGAGGGGUGGGACCAGCUCGACUCGCUCGGGGAGCAGCUGCUCAAGCAAUCUCUCCCAGACAACGCACGCAGGGUGGACGGGUUUGUUAGCAAAUCCACAAAGAAGAUACCAAUGAACGCACUAGAAAAGAUCUCACCGAAGCACGAAGCGCAGCCGACAAACAGCGCCAUCCUCGACCUAGACUUCUUCACACAGAAACCUGUCGACAAACCGCAGCCAGAGACGAAACCUCCCGCCACCGCCGUCGGUUCCAACGAUGACAUCAUGGUGGAUAUAAGCACAGACGACACACACAAUGGAAACCCAAAUAGCCCAGUUGACAAAAUACUAGAUAUAACCUCACCAUCAAACGCAAACGCCGGAUCAAAUAACAAGCGCACAGAACAAAACGCACAAGCGAACGGAAAUGUAGAAAUAAAGCCGUUGACAAAUAUACAUGUGACUCUGGAGAUGGUGAGCUCCGACGGUCACGACCCGGUGACGCUAUUCUCUGAGCCGGGCGGAGUGACCGUCGUGCUAUAUGUCUGUGUGGAGAAGCCACGACCUGAUGUCAAUGUUGUAGUGCUCACUACGACCAGUCAACUGACGUCGCCUCUUGAAGAUUAUAAUUUCCAGGUUGUUGUGCCGAAGAACUGCAAGGCUCGCCUGCUCCCUCCCUCGGGCACGUCGCUGCCGGCGCGCAACCCCUUCCGGCCGCCGCCCGCCAUCACACAGCUGCUACUCAUCGCGCGCCCGCAACGCCCCCCGCGCCCGCAAGUCGAACUCAAGUUCGUCAUCACCUACACCAGCGAGGGCGACACCUACUCCGAAAUCGGCUCCUUCAACCCACUGCCGCUUCCGAACUUCUAGUGGAAGCUGAAACCGCUAGAUAGCGUUAGCAUCGAGCGGUUUCUGGAUUCAGAGGAGCACGUUUUGACACGUGUUAAGACUCGGAAGCGCUGUAUGUGCCUGAUUAGUUGCUGUUUUCCAACUCGCCGUAUACGCGUCAGGUGUUCGGGAUGCGCUGCACUCAGGAGCAGAAGCGUGUGUUAGAAACUGACAAAGUUAAUUGAUCUCUAUUGUAGCCGUGUGUAGUCGGUUGCUGAAUACCUUCUUAAGUGAAGGGCUUAUUUUCUCUAUCCAACAAGGUGUAUAAUAUAUAGGCUUUCAAUGUUUAAAAGCACGAUGUUUAAUAACUCGUAACUAUAUGUUUUUAAGAGCCUGCUAACUUUAUUCUACGUAAAAGCUAUUGCUUUUCAGCGUAAAAGUCCAAAGUUGCGGAUAACAAACUUAAUUAUAAGUUUCAUAAGUUUUGCAAUUACACAAGAUUCUAUUGCUUUAUUUUAUACUUACACGAAAUUGACAAAUAUAUUCUAGUCGGCGGUAAAAAAUAUUGCCAUAAUACAUGACAGAAUGCGCUUCAUUCCAAAAAAACAUUCCAAGAUAAAUGUUCACAAACCUUAUUUCGUCCUUUUAAAAGUAUGUUGCUACCGCACAUAGUUAAGUACUUAUUUUAUAUUUUUAUUUGACCUUUAAAAUAACAAUAUUCCAGUAUUUGAUGCAUUUUAAAUGUUUACAAAAUAGCGAAAUCGUUAGGAUAGUAUAGGUGUAUAGAUUUAAUUAAAAUUUUAUGCAAUUGGAUAAAAAUAUAAAUGUUAUUAGUGCAAUACAUCAUUAUAAAAAUGUCUCGAGUGUGUAUGUAUAUUCAUACCAAUAGUCAACUUAUUAAAUGAUUUUAUUAUACUUAAUCAAAAGAUCUGUCUGUAAUUCAAUUAAUAUUUGUGAAUUUUGAUCAAUACUUACAGAAAUAAAUGUAUGCAAAUAUUUUA
Molecule: messenger RNA, 3040 nt
Organism: Plutella xylostella (diamondback moth)
Lineage: Eukaryota; Metazoa; Arthropoda; Insecta; Lepidoptera; Plutellidae
Gene: Gga
Product: ADP-ribosylation factor-binding protein Gga
Biological process (GO): protein localization to cell surface; Golgi to plasma membrane transport; intracellular protein transport
Cellular component (GO): trans-Golgi network
Molecular function (GO): small GTPase binding; phosphatidylinositol binding; ubiquitin binding
Source: RefSeq, a predicted model, not a curated record